CAACUUUGGCGCCCCACGACGACGGGGCUCCACCCGAACCACCAGUCACCAGUAUGAACGGGUCCGUGACCCACGGGCCUAUGCCCUUCCCUGCCUCGUGCGCCGGGGCGCCGCUCGUCGUCUUCGCAACGAUGCUCAUCGACGUGGUGAACAGCAGGUUCGAGGCCGAGUACCAGCGUCGGAGGAAGGAGGACGAGGCGAGGGCCGUUGACGAAGAGUACGACUUUAUUGUGGUGGGCGGAGGCACCUCAGGAUGUAUCCUCGCUUCACGCCUUUCAGAAUCGACGAGCGCGACUGUUCUGCUUUUAGAACGAGGUGGCACUGAACCCGAGGAAGCCAGAGUGCCCGCUCUUCAGCCGUACGUUUGGAGGUCCAAUUCCGUCGAGUACCCCAAGUCGGUAUCAGAGCAGCAGAACUGCAACGGUACUGGUUGUACCAUGACCGUACCCUUCGUUCUUGGAGGAGGCUCGACGUUAAAUGGCAUGAUGUACGUUCGAGGCAGCGCUGUGGACUAUGACAGCUGGGCAGACGCAGUCGACGAUUCCUCCUGGAAUUUUACCAACGUCCUUUACUACUUCAAGCGGGCUGAGCGCAACCUGGAUCUGCCCAUAGCUUGGGACACAGAAUAUCACUCUUCGAGUGGUCCGCAGCGCGUGUCGUGGCAGCAAUACCGGCACCCCGUCAUGCAUCGCCUCGCCAAGGCGAUGCUCCACGAGGGCGUCCCGUUCCGCCUGGACGUGAACUCGCGUGACCAGCUGGGCUUCACCGUGGUGCAGACGACGACUGACGGAGGCGAGCGGUACUCUACCUACAGGAGUUACCUUGAGCCUGCGAGGCGCCGCUCGAAUCUUCAAGUGCGGACGUAUGCUACGGCCACUAAGAUUCAAAUUGAAAGGGGAUUGGCCACGGGCGUGCACUACAGAGGCGCCGAUGGGAAGGAUCAUUUUGCAAGAGCAAGGAAGGAGGUUGUUUUGACAGCUGGUUCAUUGUAUACGCCGCAUCUUCUCAUGUUGUCCGGAAUCGGGCCUUCAAAACACUUACAGGAGGCGAACAUCCCCAUAGUCGCCGACCUGCCGGUGGGCGAGACGCUGCAGGACCAAGCUCGCGCCACCGGCGCUGAGUACACGUGCAGGCCACCGCUCUGCAUGGUGGACUGGAGGAGCAGCCAGCGCGAUCUAGAUGUGUAUGAGCGCACGCGCCGCGGCCCACUGGCCGCCAACGGAGUCGCGGCCCUGACCGCGUUCUUCCAUUCGGGAAAGGGGUCCCAGGUCGGGCCGCCAAAGCAGCCCGACGUUCAACUAUUGUUCUUUGGCUCUGCGAGGGGCACCGGAGAAAGGUGCAUGGACGGCUCGUGGCGUCUGAACUGCGUCUCCGUCGUGGCCGUGGCACUGCACCCCAGCAGCCGCGGGAGCGUGCGCCUCAACACGUCGGCGCCCACGUCCGCGCCGGUGGUGCGCCUCGGCUAUUACGAGAAGGCCAGCGAUGUGGACGUGGUCAUGGAGGGCGUGCGGAGGGCACGGCGGCUAGCGGCGCCCCUGAGGUCGCUAGGGCUAGAGCUGAUGCCAAACGACUGCGGGGGCUUCCCGCACGACUCCGACGAGUACGCUAGGUGCCUCGUGAGGACAACGUCUGGCGCUACGUAUCACUGGGUGGGUUCGUGUCCCAUGGGCCCGGGUGACAAAGCCGUCGUGGAUACCAGACUUCGGGUCCAUGGGUUGCGCCACCUGCGAGUCGCCGACGCGUCCGUUAUGCCGUCCCUUCCGAGCGGCAACACUAUGGCGGCCGUCAUCAUGGUGGCAGAGUACGCUGCGGACCUCAUCAAGAAGGAACACGUCAUCAGCCACUGAUGUUGACGUAGUUGCGUGUGUGCCUUCCUGAAAGAGAACAGAUUGACAUUCUUUUAUUCGCCCAGAUCUAUUCCCACCCUGUGUGCCUGGUGUGUGUCUCUGCCCCUCAUCAGACCCUAACUGAACGUGACUGAGAGGUUUGCACGGGUCACUUCGACGUAUCCAAGCAGAGAAGGCGGAUCUUAAAGCAGUCUUGUUACAAAGGUGUAUUUAAAAUAAAGCGCUCGACGAACAAACGCA
This is a messenger RNA of Frankliniella occidentalis (western flower thrips), 2087 nucleotides long. RefSeq names its product glucose dehydrogenase [FAD, quinone]-like. The record is from RefSeq and is a predicted model, not a curated record. The transcript is spliced from 10 exons. Bases 54 to 1847 code for a protein of 597 amino acids. Lineage: Eukaryota; Metazoa; Arthropoda; Insecta; Thysanoptera; Thripidae. Gene Ontology annotation, molecular function: flavin adenine dinucleotide binding; oxidoreductase activity, acting on CH-OH group of donors.